Dunckerocampus dactyliophorus (ringed pipefish) is the source of this 6354-nucleotide messenger RNA. It is a transcript of the gene slc2a4rg, whose product is annotated as SLC2A4 regulator. The record is from RefSeq and is a predicted model, not a curated record. The transcript is spliced from 9 exons. Gene Ontology annotation, biological process: regulation of transcription by RNA polymerase II. NCBI's taxonomy places the organism in Eukaryota, Metazoa, Chordata, Actinopteri, Syngnathiformes, Syngnathidae. Gene Ontology annotation, cellular component: nucleus. The coding region runs from base 228 to 1802 and encodes 524 amino acids. Gene Ontology annotation, molecular function: DNA-binding transcription factor activity; RNA polymerase II cis-regulatory region sequence-specific DNA binding.
GCAAAACAAUCUUUUUAUCCUCCGGACCGGGCGGCUUGUUGGCUAUCCGGGGUAGCCAAUUCCUAGCGACCGGACGCUCCAUGUAGAAUAGAAGUAGACGUAAAAGGCACAAAUAAUACCUAUCAAGCAGCGACAAUCGUGAUAAAUGUAUCUCACUCGUGAAAUUUGCACUAAAAUCUAUAGAAAGCUGGUUUUCUUUCUUUAGUCUGCACUCGCUCGAUGUUAACAUGGAUUCCAGGUGUAUUUUGGACAAGCCGGUGGUCGCUGGGGCGGAAUUCGGGUGCCAGUCGGCUCACUCGGUGCUGCGCGACAACCAGCUGGGGAGACGCGGCGUUGUACCGGCUGCUGAGGCGACCACUAACGGGGCUCUUUUCUUCAAAUGUGUGCUCGACGGGGAGGCAGCGCCGAAGGUUAAAGCCUGCCCGAGAGGGAACGGGCAAAUAUUGCACGACGUGGAAAAAACUGGUGUGGGGGACCACAGAGACACUGGUUGCACUGCUAGCCUAAAGAGGGCCAGUCCUACGCACUGCCCAGGCACAAAUGGGCAACUGCCAGGCAGCUUUAUGCACUUGGACAUCAGGAAUCAAGAGAGACAGGCUGGGAUGGCCCUCAGCUUCAGGCCGGCUCAAGGACAGAAUGUACCAGAGAUGGAGAGACAACCGCUCCCUUCCUCCCAUAUCCCCGUUCCCAGAAACAGGAAGCCUUCAGGUCAUGCUGAUAAGGAGGUGAUGGCCGCUGCCGUCCUGACAUCGCUGUCCACAUCCCCGUUGGUGCUCUGCCCGUCCUCUGCGCCCACAGUUCCAGAGCCAGCGAACAGGGCUUGGAAAGAGGUGCUGUCAGCCAGCUACAGCAGCUCCACCAGUGGCAACUGGAGCUGGGAUGCGAGUGACCAAUCGGUGCCCUCCACGCCAUCGCCACCUCUGUCCAACGAUGCCAACAAGAACUUCCUGCUCUCGUCCCAGGGCUAUGAUGUCAACGAGGACGUCACAGAGAGUGCGCACUUCAUGUUUGAGGACCCCAUACCUCGAAAGCGAAAGAACUCCAUGAAGGUGAUGUUCAAGUGCUUGUGGAAGAACUGUGAAAAGGUCCUCAGCACCUCCUCAGGAAUACAGCGGCACGUCCGCACCGUCCACCUGGGGCGUAACAGUGACUCUGACUACAGUGACGGGGAAGAGGAUUUUUACUACUCAGAGAUUGAGGUCAACAUGGACAGCCUGACGGAGGGCUUGUCCAGCCUCACACCCACUUCACCCACCACUGUCGGUCCUCCAGCCAUCUUCCCACUUCCGCUCUCUGACGUCCCGCACUCAGAGCACAUCAACAUGAAUGGACCACAGAUCCACACCCCAACACUGCUCAGCCAAUCAGCACCCUCCACACUCUGCCAUAUCCGCACUGACCAUGCCUACCAGGCCACUGCUCCAGUGAAUAUCCCUGUGGUUCCUGAGCUGCCUGGCUCAGACCAUGGUAAUGGAUCUGGGCCUGGAACCGGAACCGGGACUGGAAAUGGCAUCAGUGUGUCAUGGCAGUCCCCUCCAGUUAUUUUCAAAGGCAUCCCGGGGCCUGUUGUGACUCAUGUGCGCACAGUGAGCAUCGGGGAAAAGCGGCUGCCGGCAUCCAGCACAAAUGGCACUGUUAUCAAGAACCACGCUUUAAUAACUCCGGCAUCUAAAUCAGCACAAGGAAACCGGAAACCCCGCGGGGAAGCCAAGAAGUGCCGAAAGGUGUAUGGCAUGGAGAAGAAAGAGAUGUGGUGCACGGCCUGCCGCUGGAAGAAAGCAUGUCAGAGAUUCACCGACUAAGACACCUUUCCCCUCGACUCCCCCCACCCUUGCCGGCGAGAUGAGCUCUUACUCUUUGACGAAUCACACCGACUUGACGUGGGCAGAUUUCCUGGAUUUCCUCCUGCAGAGCAGCGGGAGGUUUGCCUUCAAUCUUUACUCUUUCCAAACACAGACGACAAACAGCAAGAUGUUUUCUUAAGACUGAGACAUUUUCACUCGCCUACUGUUCAUAAAAAAAAAAAAAAACAAAGGAAAAAAGAAACAUUGGUCAAAUUCGGAACACUCAGAUGAUAUUUUUGUUUUUUUGUUUCACUUUUUCCACUAAAUGUGUAAGACUACAAAAAAGGUAUUUUGCUAUACUCAGUCGGUCGUAAUAGCAGCACCAUGUAAGCUACUGUUGAUGGGGUGGAUCAGUCCAGUGUUGUCACCAGGAAAGACUUCUGUAGCAAAUGUGUUCAAGAGAUUCUGCCACUGAGGUAGAGCCGCCAAUGUCAGCUCCUAACAUUGUUGUUUCCUGCCGCCUUAACGUAUCGACUGUGCAUCUUGCGCUUGCUCAUUCAGGCUUUCAUUACCGCCAGCUUUAUACAUUUUGGAAUGAUGCACAAAACCUUCACGCCAAGUGGUACAAAAAGAUAUUACCUCUUGACUCUGCAAAACAAAAAACAAAAAAAAAUGCUCGAGAGAUGUACACAAUAGAUGACAUAUAUUUCCCUCUUCUUUUACCUAGAGAUAUGCACCUUGAAUAAAUAAGUCGACUUUUAAGAGUAUCACUGUAACCACAGCGUAUGCCUGAGAGAGUGGAUAAGUGUUUCAUAUAGAGUUUAUUUUCAGCAUGGAUUUCAGCAGGAUUACAACUGUUUUAUAUUGUCUUUCUUGCUUUAAUGUUGUCAUUGUUGUUUAAGGUGAGUUUAGGCAUAAAAAGCUCCCCCCCCCAUUUGACAUCUGAUAUUCUGAAAGAGAUUCUUUAUCAUAAUGUCCCCACAAAAAGCCCCCGUCUGACUGAGGAUGAAAAUAAUAAUAAGAGUAAUAAUAAUAAUAAUGGAAUGGAUAUCGCAAGAUACCCAAAGCGCUUUACAGUGAAACCCAUAAAUUCCUUAGUCAUUCACUCCACAGUCACACACUGAUAGUGAUAAUCUGGAGGCAAGGUGGGUGACGUGUCAACAGCAGUGACUGGGAUGGAGGAAGCCGAGUUCGAACAACCUGCGUACCUCCUGAGCCACUUCCACCUUUUCAGUGACCCUUUCCUAAUCCUUUAAAUCAUCUUCUGCUCAGUUAUAACAUUUGAAAAGUUAGAAUCAAAGCUUCAGUCUUUUGUGACAGGCUAGUUUUUUCCAACCAGUAGAUUAUACGUAGCUGGUAUAAACCAAUUAUUAAAAAAAAAAAAAAUGUACCCCUAUUUUUGUUUUAUUUCUGUUGGAUGUCUAGGACAUGGGAGAAUUCAGGAAAAGGCCACUCUUGUGAUCAUGGUUAAAAACAAGACAUUUCUAUUCUGGCAUCUUGCAGCUUUGUUUUGGCUGAAUCUGAUUGUCUUCUGGUGAUUAUUUUAGUCAUGAAACCCUCCCAACAUUGUAGUAAUCAAUGUAGUUGUACUUUUUUAAUCAGCUUGUUUUUGCUAAUUGUUAUAUAAUUCCUAUGUUCAGAGCCCCUAGAAGAAGUUUUAGAUGCCCCCCCAGUAGCAGUAGUACCCUUUACUAAAUUGUGUUUUUUUAAGAUUUAUUGCCAAUGUUGAUCAUUUCCAGGUGAUGACAUGCAUACCAGACCAUACAGCCAAGUCACUGUAGUUAUUUAAAGAGCCCAUUUCAAAUCCUCCGCCAGGCCCUGAGAGUCUAAGGGCAUUUUCCAAAUGAAAACUGAAAGGUGGCGAUGUAACCGAUGACUAUCCCCUUGUUUGAUUGUUACGCUGAUUGUUGCGCAGCUUUUUUUUUUUUAUAAUGUAGAUUGGCUGCAUGUCCUCCACAUGCACAGGGGACCCCAUCGUCAUGGAAACACAUGACAAACACAGACAAGGUCUGACCCUUCCAGUAAGAGCAGGUACAUUGUGACUUUUGUCCUCUGUUGCCAUAGAAACAUCAGCCUCCUGACUAUACAGAGAUGCUCGUGCUGACUGCUACUAGCUGAUAGUACCUUAUCAUCACGUGAUGCCUGGAAACUGAUUCUGGCCCACCUUUUUAUUGUCAGAAGCCACAGGAAGUGACCAGUUGGAGUUAAUAUCUCAUAAGUUCCCACUAUAAACCCUGAUUUAUUCUUUUUUGCUCCAGUAAAGUGAUAAGCUAACUCCUGUCCUGUGAUUGGCUGACCUCACAGAAACCUCACAAAGUGCCAAUGAUAAGAACAUAAAAAAGGAAAGGUAUAGACACCUGAUAAAAUUGCACUACACUGCACUGCGCAAAGUUUUUAUACAUGGAUGUUUUCUAUACAUACGAUUUUAAAGUGAUUUUUGUUAUUUCUUUUCAAAAUGGUGUUUGGGGUAGGAGUGUUGCCAUAGCCUGAUGAGAUAGAUGAGACGUCAGGGAUAGAGGUUUUACACCUCCCAUCAUCAUCAGCUGACAUGAUCUUGUCUGUUUGUCUUUUGUACUCAGCAAAGCGGUGCUGGCAGUGUUGGUGUGCUACUGGCUUAUCCAGUGUGGUACUUUGGAAGUCAUUUACUUUGCCUCUUGCUGGAGUUGUGCCGAGGGGGGGAAAAAGCACCCGCUCGUCUCCAUGAGUAUCGUCUUAGCUUUACUGUUGCAUUUCUUCACAGUCGUCUGACCUUUCCAUAACCUUGGCGCUACCUGAUCACUCUGCAAACGUCCUGUGUUGUUUGUGCUGAUACCACUUGUGAAGGUGAUAGAAUAGCAGCCCAACAGGUGACUUUCCAUGCUCCUAGCAAGCACUUUUUAGAUUUCCACCAGCAUGUGUGUGGAUGCUCAACCAGCUCUAUCGAUUCCACCUUUUGUGUUGCACUAAUCUGGCCAGUGACUAUCAAGGCCCCCUUGUGUGCUGCAACUGCAUUAAACUUAGGUUACUUGUUGCAAAUUGUGAUCAUUGACAAGAAUGAGGAUGGAGAUUGGCAAAGUGGUGAGUGUAUGUCAGGCGUUCGUGGACACACGGUGAUGAUCAAGAUAGUUUCAGGACUUUUUUGUUUGUACAGCAUUGUUUGCAGCAUUACAAAAACCAUGACGCUUUUUCAUAUAAUGUUAUUUUUGUUGUUGUUUCGCUCUAUGAAAAGGAAACUUUUUUUUUUUUUUACAGUACAGAUGCUCCGAUUUUUUUUUCAAGUUGAUUGAGAAGUUGUAGUGCGCAUACGUUAAGAUUCAAUGUCUAUUGUAGCUUUGAGGCAAAGGCGUGGGGGGGGGGCGGGACCUGUUGAAUGUAAAAGUUACAAAAAUAAAUUGUUUUUGUUUUAUUUGCUGACUAGUUUGUACUGCCUCUGAUGCAUCCAAAUCUUUCAACAAUGCCCUGACAUCUGCUUGGUCAUAUCAAAUGGCGCAGCUAUGCAGUAUUGCUGUGCCUGACUUGUUGGCAGUUGGAUGCUUUGCAACGGAACAAGCACUAGCUUGGACUUACUCACAUUGCUCACAAUGUAUGCUUUUUGCUUUUGUGCCGUCUAGUAGUUGUUAGGCAGGACAGCCUUCCACGCUGGGUGAAACAGUCUACCCUACCAGGUUGUGGUCUUCCUGCCUUGCACAUUCCAACACAUAGAAGCUUUUAGUGUCUUCCACUUGACCUCUCCUUUCCUUUCCCAUCACUUCGUUUGUUCCCAUGUGCUCUCCAGCUUUACUGUGGUCCCUCCCAACAGCUUUUACCCAGCACAUUAAGCUAACAUUUACCCUUAAAAUGUGCAUCGAGAAAAGCCUCCGUAUGUUAUUUUUUCCAAAUAUGUCAAAAUCGUGCUGCUUUUUUUUUUUUUUUUUUUUUUUUGAAUGUCAGUUUUCAUGUUGUGUGUUCAGCAGCAGGAGCAACAAAGCUUUCCAAAUCAAACGUAACGCAUCGCAAUGGCAGCUCCACUCGCUUCUGUUUCUGUGUCCUCUUUGUCUCUCAUGUGAUGACCGUUUCUUUGACAGUUUUUGUUGAGCCUUACACUGGCUGCUAUGAAAACUGACAAGCCUUUUUUGGUUCGUUUUUGCUUUCUAAUUUCUCAUUUAAUCUGAUUGUCUGGUUGAGUUUGAGCUUGUUUUGCAUGUCUAGCAUCGCUCUUUUUUUGUUCCAUUUUUUUGUUCAGAGAUACAAAACUGAAGGGUUUUAUGUGUUCCCCGCUCAGUAAUGGAUCAUUUAAAGGAGAUGGUGUUUGUUUACCUUGAAAUGUAAAGAAACGUUUUGCAGCCUUUUGAUAUAACUCAUAAAGCAUUUCAAGGCAAACGUGGUGUCAUCCCGGAGGUCGCCACUAGAGGGCGACAUUUCCUCUGCGGCGUGGGCUCGGCCUCAGGGGGUCAUCAGCAGUCCCAUGCUGACGGAGGAAGCACUUUCUGAGGAGUAUUUGUGUGAAUGUCAAGCCUGUGUGGUGUGCUUCAAAGGAUGGAUGACUACGUGAUGCUGAUCUAUGCGAUGUAAUGUGACAGAGAGAAAAUAAAACUAAAUGGAACAAAUGUGG